This is a messenger RNA of Solea solea (common sole), 944 nucleotides long. It is a transcript of the gene prdx4, whose product is annotated as peroxiredoxin 4. The transcript is spliced from 7 exons. The coding region runs from base 97 to 882 and encodes 261 amino acids. Gene Ontology annotation, biological process: cellular response to stress; hydrogen peroxide catabolic process; response to oxidative stress. Lineage: Eukaryota; Metazoa; Chordata; Actinopteri; Pleuronectiformes; Soleidae. Gene Ontology annotation, cellular component: cytosol; endoplasmic reticulum. Gene Ontology annotation, molecular function: thioredoxin peroxidase activity. The record is from RefSeq and is a predicted model, not a curated record.
AGAAGAAGAAGAAGAAGAAACAGCAGCAGCAGCAGGAAAGCUCCUGAACUGAACUGCUAAAAGGUAGAGUCUACGUGCUCUGAGAAGGUCUACACAAUGGAGUUAGUUGCUCUCACUGGUGUGAAGCUGCAGGCUCUGCUCUGCUCUGCUCUCCUCCACCACCUCCUCCUCUUCACCACCACAGUCCACUCUGCGGAGGAAAACCUGCCAAACUCCCAGUGUCACAACUACGCGGGAGGACACGUCUAUCCCGGAGAGGCUUUCCGUGUCCCGGUGUCUGACCAUUCACUGCACCUCAGCAAAGCCAAGAUUUCAAAGCCAGCACCACACUGGGAAGGAACCGCUGUCAUCAACGGCGAAUUCAAGGAGGUGAAGAUAUCGGACUAUAAGGGAAAAUAUCUUGUCUUCUUCUUCUAUCCUCUGGAUUUCACAUUUGUCUGCCCCACUGAGAUCAUCGCGUUCAGUGAUCGUGUGCAUGAGUUUCGCGCCAUCAACACAGAAGUGGUUGCCUGCUCCGUCGACUCCCAGUUCACCCACCUGGCCUGGAUUAAUACGCCCAGGAAGCAGGGAGGACUUGGAGAAAUGAAAAUCCCUCUGUUGUCCGACCUCACUCAUCAGAUUUCAAAAGAUUACGGCGUUUACCUGGAGGACCAGGGACACACACUGAGGGGACUCUUCAUCAUCGAUGACAAAGGCAUCCUGAGGCAGAUCACUAUGAAUGACCUUCCAGUAGGAAGGUCUGUCGAUGAGACACUGCGACUGGUGCAGGCCUUCCAGUACACUGACAAACACGGAGAAGUGUGUCCAGCAGGAUGGAAGCCAGGCAGCGAUACAAUCAUUCCAGACCCUUCCGGCAAGCUGAAGUAUUUUGAUAAGCUGUAAACUCCACCACUAAGUGAUGGUUCAAAUAAAAUGUGUUUUUGUAAAAAAAAACAAACAAAAAG